CUUGACUACGCUACAAGCGUUACUUGAUAGUAGACAUGGGAUAUCUGGGCUACGUGGAAAUUGAGGUGGUUUGCGCUGACUCACCAUGGUGCCCAGCUUGCAGGAAAUACUUCCAUUCGGAAGGCGAUCCGGAGUGUUCGGCAAGAAACAAAAAGUCGUACCUCAGUGCUGCGAAGUCUAAUGCCAACAAACCGGAUCCAAAGGACAGAAAACAAGGCAGGGACAACGGAUCUGGUUCAGGGACAGAGGGCGGAGGAGGGGGAGGUCUGGGAGGUUCGGGAGGUCCAGGAGGUCCAGGAGAAAAAACGGGCAGCAACAAGGAAAAAGCUUCGGAGAAAGAGGGCGGGUUGAUGAACAGAUCAGGGACCGAGGGAAAGGCGGGAGGAGACGGAAACCCCGCUCCGGACAAAGAGAAGGAGAGAGGUCCGGAGAAGGAGAAAAACGAGACCCGAAAGGAGAAGACAGGUAAGAAGAAAAAGGGGGCGGAGGAUAAGGAUGAUACUAACGGAGGUAGGAAGGGGAACGGGACUGACGAAGGAGGAAAGGGAAAUGCGGGGUUUGAGGACCAGGGCAAAGGGACAGGUGAAAAGGAAAAGGAAAACGCAGUCCUGGACGGGAUAGAGAAGGAUAAGGGUCCGUGGGCGGAUAAGGGUGGAGGGAGUCCCGGGGUGGAUGGAGAUUUGAGAAAGGAGGUGGAUAAGAUGGGAAAUGGAGAAAAGGGGGAUCAGAGUAAAGAGGCCAAGACGGAUGGGGAGAAAGUUUUAACCCCCUCCCGCAAGGUUUUGCUCAAGGCUCGCCCAGGUGGGAAGGAAAACCCCCCAACAGGUGCAUCGAGCGAAAAAGUACCCUCCGCUUUUCUGCUGAUUAGGGAUAAAGAAACGGGAACAGACAGAAUGGAAGAGGAUGUAACCGUAGAAGAGAAAGAGAGAAGAUAGAGAGGAACGAUUCGACCAUCCGGGAACUGACACAGACUUAGAAAAAACCUUAAUUCUGUACAACAAAGAUAGUGCCCACAA
Chara braunii is the source of this 1016-nucleotide messenger RNA. The record is from the annotation of a GenBank genome assembly. NCBI's taxonomy places the organism in Eukaryota, Viridiplantae, Streptophyta, Charophyceae, Charales, Characeae.